AUGCCUCUGCGCGACAUCCUUCACAAGAAGGACAGGAUCAACGAGGCAGAAAGCCAGUAUGCGCCAAAUGCAUCCUCAAGCCCUGUCCCCGAAAUCAAAUUCAUCCGAUCCGAUACGCUGUCCCACCAGCUCAUCACCCCACCAAGCUAUGAAGGCGAUGAGAAUAUCGCCCAUCGCGCACAGAACCAAGCGGAAUUUCUAGACCCCGCGCGGCCGUCUUCCUCUACGCACAGGAGAUCUCUGAACAUAUUCAGUCGCUCAUGGUCGCCGUCCGAUGCCUCGGAGCCGGCCUCGCCGACUCGACCGCACGGAGAGCGACGGCUGUCGCAUCUACUAGGCCGCGAUCGCGGGUCGCGGAGUACCAGCGCGAACUCAACCAUUAUCCCCGCGGACCUUCCGCAGAUCAGCGAUGACAAAGGCGACGAGCAGGAGCGUGAGGCGCAGUGGGAGAAGAGAGCGACAAUUCUGGCGCAGCAGAGCCCGUUGUCUGGAUCUUCUGCACACUCGGCCCAUGCUUCGCCUGGUGCGCUUGGUACAAGAAGCGUCGAAGAAGGACGGUCAAGAAGCUCAAGUCAUAGUCGGAUCAAUGAUCCGCAAGGCGAUGUCAAUAUACAAGAAGCAAUCCGUCUUCAUGAAGCUGGUGAGCUGGAGAAAUCGACAGACAUGUUCCGCCAGCUGGCGGAUCCAAAUGGUGCGAACAAUGCGCUGAGUCAAGUGCUAUACGGACUCGCGCUGAGACAUGGAUGGGGAUGCCCGCCAAACCCGAACCAGGCCGUGACAUACCUCUCUGCUGCCGCCGCAAACUCUGCUUCAAUAGAGUCAGAAGCUCUACAGGCCGGGAUGAAGAAAGGUGGUGCUGCGAAAGGAGAGCUAGUACUAGCCAUCUUCGAACUGGGAAACUGCUAUCGUAAUGGCUGGGGUGUCAAAAAAGACCCGGUAGCGGCCCGACAGUACUUCGAGACGGCGGCGAAUCUAGGCGACACGGAUGCGAUGAACGAGGCCGCAUGGUGCUAUCUAGAGGGCUUUGGAGGUAAAAAGGACAAGUUCAAAGCGGCCAAAUACUACCGCUUGGCUGAAGAUAAAGGAAACAAAUUAGUGGGAAACUCAUGGAUCUGGAAAGAAAAAUACAACUCGAAAUAG
This is a messenger RNA of Aspergillus clavatus NRRL 1, 1140 nucleotides long. Its product is annotated as tetratricopeptide repeat protein. The record is from RefSeq and is a predicted model, not a curated record. Gene Ontology annotation, molecular function: protein binding. Lineage: Eukaryota; Fungi; Ascomycota; Eurotiomycetes; Eurotiales; Aspergillaceae. The transcript has 6 exons. Bases 1 to 1140 code for a protein of 379 amino acids.